This is a messenger RNA of Fusarium verticillioides 7600, 2463 nucleotides long. RefSeq lists its product as hypothetical. Gene Ontology annotation, biological process: DNA-templated transcription; regulation of DNA-templated transcription. The coding region runs from base 1 to 2463 and encodes 820 amino acids. Lineage: Eukaryota; Fungi; Ascomycota; Sordariomycetes; Hypocreales; Nectriaceae. Gene Ontology annotation, molecular function: zinc ion binding; DNA binding; DNA-binding transcription factor activity, RNA polymerase II-specific. The record is from RefSeq and is a predicted model, not a curated record. The transcript has 4 exons.
AUGGAGCGGAAUCAAUUAUCCUGUGAUCAUUGCGGAGAGACGUUUCAGCGCCGUGAGCACCGUGAUCGACACGUGCUACGACACACAGGCCUCAAACCCUUUCAGUGCAACAUCUGCUCCAAGUCCUUCUCGCGCAGUGACACUCUUGCUCGUCAUCGAGUUUUACAUGGUAAUCAGCCUGGAUCGACUAGAACACGUCGUCGUCGUCGCGGCCAAGCUUGUUACUCUUGUUCGAGGUCGAAGCAGAGCUGUGAUGGAGGUCAUCCUUGUUCGCGAUGCGAGACUCGCAACUCAGAGUGCAUUUAUCCUGAGAGAGCGCUAAGUGCACGACGUGAUGAUGGUGAGGCUAUAAUCGUGGGAGAGCCAUCUCAAGGCGAAGACAUCGCUACUUUAUCGCCCCUCGCAGCUCAAGGCGCAGACUUCCAGGACGAAGCUUUUAUACCUGGUGACCUUCAUGGCACUUCAGAAGAAUGGAAUAAUCCCUCUUCUAUCCCCUCUGAUACGAGUGGGAUGCCGACAAUAGCAUCAAGCACCAUGUACACAACGGUUCCAGACACGUCUAGCUGGCCUAAUGUACCAACAUUGCCCGAUACCUUUGUUCUCAACGGAGAUUUUGGCAGCCUUGGGACCAUCACAGGUAACUCAUGGAUGCCUUGGAAUUCGUCAAUGGCCCAAUUGUCCUUUCCAUGGUUCAUGGAUGAAUUGGAGUUGCCACUUGAUCCACCCAAUAUGUCACAGCCUCAUGAAGAUGCAGUGCAUGCGACCUCGAUUCAAGCAGGGCAGGCUUAUUUAAGUCCGGAAAAUAUAUGUUCUUCGCACACGCAGCCAUGCCACCAGUUCCCGGAACCAGAGGCUAUUGGUCUGCAAAUGGCUGGGGCUGAAGUCUUUGGGCAUAUCCAUGAGAUACCUCAAGAUGCUGUAGAGGGGUUGAAUACCUUCUAUAACACACAGCGGCGAGACCCAACACCAGUACCCAUUCCCCAGGAUAUCCUACACGCAUUUGUAGAACUGUACUUUGAGUACUUUGACUGUCAGUUCCCAUUCUUGCACCCAUCUCGCAUGGAGGACCCAGAUCUCCCAUGGAUAUUGUUAUUAGCUGUCGCAGCAGUCGGAAGUCAUUACUCGGAGAUCAAAGGUGCAGAUGAGUAUAACUCCGCGUUAUCUAACCUCCUAGCCCGAGCUGUUGAGCUCCCUGCAUAUGACAACAUGUUGAAUGCCGAAGUGAUAACUGUGCAGUGUGUCUUUCUAUUACAUGUUCUAUGGCUAUUUUCAGGCUCCCACAGAGAUAAGAUUGUUCUACAGCAUAAGCGAAGCAGCCUGGCGACCAUGUGCUGUGACCUCAUUAGCAAAGCCGACAAACGCAGACACUCGAGUCGGGAUAAGCUUAACGACGAAGUAGCAUGGCAAAACUGGAUUGCCAAGGAGAGUGUACUACGUCUUGUCACUUGUGCUCGUGUGUUGGAGUGUUUGAGCCAUAUCUUCCUAGGUACCCCGCUGGUAUUCAACCUCCGGGAGGCGACAAGACAGUUGCCAUGUACUGAAAAGCUAUGGCGGUGUCAAAAUGCUUCAGAGUGGAAGUCGCGACACGAAGACUGUCCAGGUAUCGCGAAUAUCACCGCGAGACACCAACGUAAGCCAGAUACCUUUGCGGCCAAGGUCAUUCUUCUCGAGCUAUACGUCGAAGACAGGAACUACUACCGCCAACUACGAACUUCGCAACUCCUACACUCUUCAUUUGAAUCGUACUUGAACUCUUCAGCAAGUCGUGAUACUCAACAGGCGCCGAACCAUUCACUUCCCAGACCAGAUCUCAGUAGGAGCGAAAAUGCUCUUCUAGACACAACGAUCGAUGGAUUUACUCUGAAGAACAUGCCAAGCCUCGGGGAUCUUACAGACACUGUUUUCCAUGUGAUUGCGAUUCUCAAUUUGAUUCCGCUCGAGACUUUACAUUCAGCUACGGGCUGGGAGACGAACAAAGAGCAGAUGAAGAAGUCCAAAACGCAUCUCAAUGACUUUUUCAAAAAUAACGAUACCACGGCGCGAAAGGGCUUAUGGCAUGCUGUCUGUAUCUUUAAAAUAACCCGGAGUUCUCGUCGCCUUGCGUGCUAUGAUGCGCUCAGCCUCACGGUGGCGAUGGGCUACAUAUACUGCUACAGUGAGACACGUACAUCAUUAGCACCAACUUCAGCCCGUCCGCUAAUUACGCGUCUCGAUCGAUUGCAAGACAGAGAGGCUAUUGAACGAUGGAUCGAGAAUGGCGGGGACAAUGUCGUUCACUUGACUGGCGUUGGACUACUAGAUGGCUCUGACCACUGCGUUCGUUUCCUUCUAGAUUUGGAGAGGACACUGGUGUCGCAGAUUGCAUGGCGUGGAUUCUGUCGUGCUUUUGCUAGCAGUUUCGCCCAAUUGAGACGUGGCGAGACACCGACGAAGAGCUCGAGAGAGUACAAUAAUGAUGAAUGA